UUAAAAGUAUUAGUGGAAGAGAAUAAAGGGGGAGGUUUUUGUAUUCUUUCGAAGCCUCAGAAACGCGAUCAUUCAUUGCGCUUAAAUUUUCAACGGUUUUAGAUCUAUUUUAUAGGUGGAAAUGAGCACAAAACAAGCCGUUAUUACAUUGCUUAAACAAGCUGAUGCAGUUUGCUUUGAUGUUGAUUCUACUGUGUGUAUUGGAGAAGGAAUUGAUGACUUAGCACUCUGUUGUGGAAAAGGACAACAAGUGAAGGAAAUGACAAGCAAAGCUAUGUCCGGAAACGUGGAUUUUAGAGAAGCCCUUAAACUAAGACUUAACCUGAUUCAACCUCACUAUGAUCAAGUAGUGCAAAUUGCCAAAGAACAACAUCUCAAGAUAACCCCUCAUUUAGAAACUUUAAUAAAGACCCUUCAUGUUCUAAACAAAAAACCAUAUUUAAUAUCUGGUGGAUUUGAAUCUUUGAUACAACCAGUUGCAGAUCACCUUGGAAUUCCCAAAGAAAACAUUUAUGCUAAUAAGCUUAAAUUUUAUCAUGAUGGAACCUAUGCUGGAUUUGAUGAAGAUCAACCAACUUCCAGAUCAGGAGGAAAAAGCAAAGUGAUUCAAACAAUUAGGGAAAAAUUUGGCCAUUCAAUUAUUGUGAUGAUAGGUGAUGGGAUAACGGACUUGGAAGCAUGCCCACCUGCUGAUGCAUUCAUUGGAUAUGGAGGCAAUGUCGCGCGAGAGGUUGUUAAAGCUAAUGCUGCAUGGUUUGUUACAGAUUUUCAAGAUUUGAUAAAUGUUCUUACAGAUUAACAUUGUCUACGAAAAUUGUCGUCUUCUUUGAACUAUUUGUUAUUGAUCUAAUAAUGCAGUUACUGAUUGCACUGGAUGAUAACCUAGUAAUAUACAUCGAUUACAAA
Molecule: messenger RNA, 906 nt
Organism: Daphnia pulex (common water flea)
Lineage: Eukaryota; Metazoa; Arthropoda; Branchiopoda; Diplostraca; Daphniidae
Gene: aay
Product: phosphoserine phosphatase-like
Exons: 5
Coding region: 122-799 (225 amino acids)
Biological process (GO): L-serine biosynthetic process; dephosphorylation
Cellular component (GO): cytoplasm
Molecular function (GO): L-phosphoserine phosphatase activity; magnesium ion binding
Source: RefSeq, a predicted model, not a curated record